AUCUAUUUUGGAAAAUGCGUUACCAAAAAUCAUCUUCUUCCCUUCUCCAUCCAAGUCAUGUAACUCAUCAUCACCGGCAACUGGUGAUAACGGCAUCCCCACCGUUCGUCGCACGUUUGGUUGGGGGAUCGACGUCAAACCAAUGGUGCUGAUCCAAGCAAACCAUAGUAAUACGUAUUACGUCUUUUUGCUUUUUCCAUUUUUCAUCAAAAUUCCAGAUUUUCGCUGCAUCACCGUCAGUCUGUUUCCUCUGCAUGCUUGCUUGCUGCUAUGAACUCUGCUGCCAGAAAGGGGAGCUCUCUCUCCUUGUCUCCCCUCUCUCUAUCUCUGGCUCCCGCCAUUUUUCAGAAUUUCAAAACCUUGAUCGUCUGAAUGGAGUCACUCCCGAGAACAUCCGGUGCUGAUCGUUCCGAUUAUUGAGGGGUAGUGUUUUUCUCUUUUGCCCUUACUCCAGCCAUCUCCCGGGAGGAAUGGAGAAGCUUUCAUGUACGGAGAACGUUAGGUUGGGGUACAACUCGAGGAGGUUCCUGGGGAUGAGGAGCGCGAGCGAGCUCUCGUCGCCGAUCAUGCGGAGCCGGAACUUCGAUCCUGGCGGGAAGCCUCGGCCGGAUGCCGAAUUCGACUUUGGCGACGUCUUCGGAGGCCCGCCGCGAUUAGCUGCCGCCAAGGAGGUCCCCAGCCCGAAGCCGGUUGAGCAUUACGGGAACCUGAGGGAGAAGCCAGUUUUCGGCGAAGAGAGUCCGAGACGGCGGGUUGACAAGGACUUUUUUGAUGAUAUAUACGGAGGUGAAUGUCUUCCUGCUGCAAGAAAGCAGCCGGAGAAGAAGGUGGCUUUCUAUUCGAUGCCGGGGUCUCGGAUACUCAGCCCUACUUGUGCGUCACCUCCCAAAACUGUGCCAUUGAGUCCGGUGCCCUCCCUUCCUUCUAGGAUGAGCCAGUUUUCUGAUCUAGGCAAGGAAGCAGACAAUCGGACAUCCAUAACACCUACAAGUGGUAGCCCCAACACAUACAAACUCUCCAGUGCAGAGGGAGUUCCACCUUCACCAAUUCUUUCUGUCUCUAGCCCAAAACUGCAGCCUCAUGGGCAUGCUCAUAGCACCAGAUUUUCCGUGCAUUCAGUUCAAGGGCAACAGAACCCCGUAAAUGAAGUUAGGUCAUCAUACCAACGAAGUCGGUUAUCCCAUCAGUACUCUUUCAUGGAUAAUGAGUCACCAAAGCUGACGGAAUCAUCUGGUAGAAGGUCAGAAGGUGAUAUUAGAGCUAAUGUAAUUCAAGCAGGUCAUACAUCAAAGAACCUGCAAAACAGUAACCAAUUUCACUUCUCCAUUCACAAGUGGGCAGGAAAAGGAGCUGCACUUUUUAUGCCUCUGAAACGUUGGGAUGGUUCUGGACAGCAGAAUACAAGGGAAUCAAAGACUAGGGAGCAAACAACAGCUUUCCAGGAAGUUAGUAGUCGUGAUGUUGGGAAAGCAUUUGUUGCUUCCACUUCUAAUCAUGGAUGUUUUGAAGUAGAUGUUACCCCUUCUCAUGACUCAGAUCCAAACAAAAAAGAGUAUCAACAACAGAAGGAGAAGAAACUUUCUGACAGUGACCGUUGCAAUGCAUUUGGACAGAAUUUAACCAAAAGUGUUGAAAAUAUUGGUCCUCAUCUGAAAGAAGCAUCUGAAUUUCAAGUGAAGAACAUUCCAAGUUUGCUAAAAAAUGAUUCAGAAAAAUCAGGAAUGGAGAGGACGGUUGAUCAGCAAGCAGGUACGGGGCAAAAUGAGACUAAAUCAAGAAACAUCUGUGACAGCCAGAACAUUAAACAAGCCGCAACAGGUUAUGCGUAUGAAGAUGCAGAAGCAGCAAAAUCAACAGUGGAUACUGUAGAACCAAAUCCUGAAAGCAGAUUGCAUGGAAAUAGAGUGAAGAGCAAGGUUAAAGAAUUUAUCAAAAUAUUUAGUCAAGAGGCAUCUCAGAAAUCCAUAACUAAAGCUGAUAAUAAGGCUGAAAAAUCUGGCAGGAAAGGUAAACAACCCUCUAAUGUAGAAGCAAAGCUAAAUGCUUCUCCUUUAGAUACUAAGCUGGAGAAGAAUGUAAACAGUAGUGAUGAUGCAGCAUCAAGUCGUACUCUAAAGAUACAUCAUAUUUUAGAACAAGAAGAGGACUUUGAUCUGCAGUUCGACAAGCCUGACAUUCAUAGUUCGAGCUCAAAAAGAUACGAGUUUACUGCUCAAGAAACAUCUAAAGUGGCACAUGAUCUUAAAGGCAGGUCACCUAGUGAUAAUCUUCCAGGGAAUUGCUUGGUGGAGCCAUCUUCCAAUGACCCGAAACAUGAAAUCUUGACUCCUCAACCCCAGGAGGAGCUCCAGAAUUUGGACGCCAAAAUUAGGAAGUGGGCAGAUGGAAAAGAAGGAAAUAUCAGGUCGUUGUUGUCCACAUUACAAUAUAUUUUGUGGCCAGGAAGUGGUUGGAAGCCAGUGCCCCUUGUUGACAUAAUUGAAGGAACUGCAGUGAAGCGAACUUAUCAAAAGGCUUUGUUGUGUUUGCACCCAGACAAAUUGCAACAGAAGGAUGCAACAGUGCACCAAAAAUACAUAGCAGAGAAAGUCUUUGACAUCGUACAGGAGGCAUGGACACAUUUUAAUGACAUUAGUUCAUUCAGCUCCUCAUGAUCCCGUUGAUGUCAGCACCAUUUCUUUGGGUUGUCAGCAAAGUGUUAUUGUUCCUUGUGCAUCUAUAUGGCCCCAAAAUUUGGUCGUGGCUUAUUAGUUGUCCUCAAUCAUAUAGCAGGUGUAAAUAUGUUGUUAACUAGUCGAUUUCAACGGCUUGUCCUCAAGCACCAAAAUCCAGUGUAAAUAUGUAAGUUUUUAUUUAAUUUUUCUUCUUUUGGUGUAGAA
Nymphaea colorata (pocket water lily) is the source of this 2879-nucleotide messenger RNA. RefSeq names its product J domain-containing protein required for chloroplast accumulation response 1-like. Lineage: Eukaryota; Viridiplantae; Streptophyta; Magnoliopsida; Nymphaeales; Nymphaeaceae. Gene Ontology annotation, cellular component: cytoplasm; intracellular membrane-bounded organelle; vesicle. Gene Ontology annotation, biological process: clathrin-dependent endocytosis; clathrin coat disassembly. The coding region runs from base 471 to 2654 and encodes 727 amino acids. The record is from RefSeq and is a predicted model, not a curated record. The transcript is spliced from 9 exons. Gene Ontology annotation, molecular function: clathrin binding.